Besnoitia besnoiti is the source of this 372-nucleotide messenger RNA. RefSeq lists its product as uncharacterized. The transcript has 4 exons. The coding region runs from base 1 to 372 and encodes 123 amino acids. The record is from RefSeq and is a predicted model, not a curated record. NCBI's taxonomy places the organism in Eukaryota, Apicomplexa, Conoidasida, Eucoccidiorida, Sarcocystidae.
AUGAAAGCACUUCUUAAUGUCGCCUGGGACAAAAGUAACCCGAGUUCCAAAAAGGUCUAUAUCGACGUCCUCAACGGAAAGAGCGACCCGAAGGCUUUCAUUGAGGUUGCCACAACGCAAGACUGCGAAGAAUCUGGCGUUGCCCCACUCCUGUCGCCAAAGACGAGGGCCACACAGGCACUAUUCAGCCAUCUGAACGCAGUGAACGACCGGAGGAAAGAACUAGCGGAGUUCUUCACACAGAACAGAUACUCUUCUCUCUCGCCUGAAGAAUUUAGAUCUCGGAUGGACCGCUACGGUUUCCAAUGGCUUGAGACAACAGGUGCAGCUCUUGCAAGGGGCCUGCCGGUCUACAGGAUGACUUAUGUCUGA